GCUGUUCUGUACUGACAGGACGGGCAGGUCUGACUUCAUUCCCAUUGGAUUGUGGGUAUUUUGUAAUGUUUUACCUGACACUCGGGGUUCUGAUCACAUGGGGCGAUCGUACACACCGACCGCUGGUCACUGACUACCUGCCGAUCACCAGAUGAAUAGACAAGACCUAGAUCCCGCCAUUAUCCCGGCAGGCUGGAGCUCCGCCAUGUUCCCAGGGUUUGAGGAGGACAGUAACAGCAGCUGUGGAUCUCUGGGGGCGUCCACACUGAGCCUGAAGAGCGGAGAGAGCGAAGACAAUGAGGAGAGACUGUGCUCUGUGUGCGGGGAUAAGGCCAAUGGCUAUCACUUCCAUGUCCUCACCUGCGAGGGCUGUAAGGGAUUCUUCAGGCGGUCUAUCACUAAAGGUCUGACCUUCACCUGCCCGUUCACCCGCUCCUGCCCCGUCAACAAAGCCAAGCGGAGAAGGUGCCAGGCCUGCCGCCUGCAGAAAUGUCUGGAGGUGGGGAUGAGGAAGGACAUGAUCCUGUCGGAGGACGCCUUGACGGCGCGACGUGAGCUGAGGGUGAAGAAGAGACAGGAACGUCUCCAGAGGACGCAAAGGGCGCCAGAAGCGGCAUCCCUGAGCGAGGAGCAGGAGCAGCUGAUCUCCAUCCUCAUCGACGCUCACAGGAAACACUUCGAUACCAAUCUGGAGAAUUUUGUGGAUUACAGGCCACAGCCCAUUGCAAGGGAUAACUGGGAGAACUUUAAGCAGGAUGGGUCGUUGUCCUCUCCUGAGUCCAGCCCGGGCGCCAUGGAUUCGUCUCCCAUGACAUAUACAUAUAUAACCGGCUGCACCAUCGAAGGAGACACGCUGAAGGAGAUACCACAUUUCGCAGACCUGAGCACCUACAUGAUCCACCAAGUCAUCAACUUCGCCAAAGAGAUCCCAGACUUCAGAUCAUUGACCAUAGACGAUCAGAUCUCACUGCUUAAAGGGGCCACAAUGGAGGUCUCCCAUUUGCAGUAUAAUACCGUCUUUAACCUGGAGACCAACUUAUGGGAGUGCGGACGUCUUAAGUUCAGUAUAGAGCUGGGUGCUAUGACCGGGUUCCAGCGCGUGUUCUUGGAGCCGCUACAGAAAUUCCACAUCACCCUCCGCAAGUUAAAUCUUCAUCAGGCCGAAUAUGUCCUGAUGCAGGCGCUGGCGCUCUUCUCCCCAGACCGGCCGGGCGUCGUCGAACACCGCCAUAUUGAUAAAAUCCAGGAGACGAUCGCCAUGACCCUAAAGUGUUACAUCGAUUAUCACCACCAGCUCGCGGGCAGCAGGUUCCUGUUCGCUAAGCUCCUGUCCAUGUUGGCAGAACUCCGCACCUUGAAUGAAGAGAACGCCAAGCAGAUGGUUCACAUCCAGAACGUUAUGGAGGACGCCAUGACACCUCUCAUGAAGGAGAUAUUCAGCUGAGAAGAAGCGGAGAAACAACUGAUCACGUGACGCCCCAUGUGACACACAAUGGACAAAUCAUGGCCGUGCUGCCUGACAAUCAUUUCACUAAUGAUCCAAUUGUGUAUAUAUAAUCUCAUGCUUAUCUUCUGUGGAGGGACCCGCAUCGCAACACCAAGAUGGCGGCUCAAUAUUCAGUAUUAUCACAAGUCCCCAGCCGCAUCUAUUGCUGCCAAAAGCCUUUUUUUAUUUUUUUUAUUUUUACCAAAGAGACUUAUAAAUGGCGCCAUCAGUGAUGGACGCCUCCUUGUAUAGAGACGAUUCAACCAAUCAUAGCCUUUUAUCUUGCACAAUGAAAUCUACCUAUAAAGCCAUCCGCCGCCGCACAAGGUAUAUAGAUCUGGAAGCAAAGCCAAAAAUAUAUGUAAGGGACCAAUAGAUCUAAUGCCAGUUGUUGCAACAUGUCAACAGCAGUGUGUCCCAACCAGGGUGCCUCCAGCUGUUGCAAAACGACAACUCCCAGCAUGCCCGGACAGCCUUCGGCUGUCCGGGCAUGCUGGGAGUUGUCGUUUUGCAACAGCUGAAGGCACCCUGAUUGGGAAACACUGGUCUACAGCCUCAUCUGGAGACCAUCCAAAAGACGAUCCUGCUAUAAGGGCCCGUACCGGGGGCCGUGAACAUCCCUGUGAUAAUCUUUAAUCUUUUGUUGCAAUACAUAUAUAGAUUUUGCUUGAAUAAAUGAUUGAAUAAAUAAAUAAAAUACUA
Molecule: messenger RNA, 2188 nt
Organism: Hyla sarda
Lineage: Eukaryota; Metazoa; Chordata; Amphibia; Anura; Hylidae
Product: nuclear receptor subfamily 1 group I member 3-like
Exons: 9
Coding region: 152-1444 (430 amino acids)
Biological process (GO): positive regulation of transcription by RNA polymerase II; cell differentiation; negative regulation of transcription by RNA polymerase II
Molecular function (GO): nuclear receptor activity; zinc ion binding; RNA polymerase II cis-regulatory region sequence-specific DNA binding
Source: RefSeq, a predicted model, not a curated record